AACUCUGUUGAAGACGCAUCUUUGAAUGAUUAAAUAUUGUGACGUGCAGCUGAGCCAUGUGGUCAGUGUAAAUAUAAACAUUAACAGUAGUGGAAGAAAACUGUUUUCGAAGAAGGACGAAAAUGCCAACAAUCGGUAUCAAACGCGACUGGCUCUUCGAAGCUCUUGGAGAGAAAUACACGGAUGAACAGUUUAGUGAUUUGUGUUUUGAAUUUGGCUUGGAACUUGAUGAAGUGACCACAGAGAAGCAGAUGCAGGCAAAGGAACAAGGAUUGGAGCAUAUUGAAACAGCAGCAUCAGAAGAUGUAAUUUAUAGGAUUGACAUACCAGCCAAUCGGUAUGAUCUCCUUUGUUUAGAGGGCCUUGUCACAGGACUUCUUGUUUUUCUAGGAAGAAAGCCAUUGCCGAGGUAUAGAGCAGUGAAACCAGAAGGAUCCAGUGUUCAGAAGAUUAUCAUAAAACCUGAUACAGGACUGAUACGGCCUUACGUAGUUGCUGCUGUACUAAGAAAUGUAACUUUCAAUAAAAACAGAUAUGAAAGCUUUAUUGACCUACAAGACAAACUUCAUCAAAACAUAUGUAGGAAACGUUCCUUGGUGGCAAUUGGUACUCAUGAUCUAGAUUCUGUUGAAGGUCCAUUCAUUUAUGAUGCUAGGCCACCAGCAGACAUCAAAUUCAAGCCUCUUAAUCAGACCAAAGAAUAUACUGGUCAUGAAAUAAUGGAACUUUAUUCAAAUCAUGCACAGCUGAAACAAUAUUUGCCCAUAAUCAGAGAUAGUCCAGUAUAUCCAGUUAUUUAUGACAGCAAAGGCAUCGUUUUAUCUUUGCCUCCUAUAAUUAAUGGAGAUCACUCAAAAAUAACACUUAAUACAAAGAAUGUGUUUAUAGAGUGCACUGCUACAGAUUUGACAAAGGCAAAAGUCGUUUUGGACACCCUUGUCUGUAUGUUCAGUGCAUAUUGUGAUGACCAAUAUGUAGUAGAAUCUUGUGAAGUUGAACAACCAGAUGGUGUUACCAAUUUGUACCCUGCUCUGGUCUACCGUGAAGAAGUUAUUGAAGUUGCAAAAGCCAAUGACUAUAUCGGUGUGUGUCAGUCACCUAAAGACAUGGCCAAACUUCUGUCAAAGAUGUGCCUUGAAACAGAUGUAAUUUCUGAUGGCAAACAGCUGAAAGUCCGAGUUCCUCCAACAAGACAUGAUGUCAUUCAUGCUUGUGAUGUGUAUGAAGAUGUAGCAAUUGCACAUGGAUAUAACAAUAUUGAAAGAACUCUACCAAAAACAUCCACUAUUGCACAGGAGUUUCCACUGAAUAAACUCUCGGACCAAUUAAGGGAAAACGUUGCACAGGCUGGAUUCACAGAAGCUCUCACAUUUUCUCUGUGUGCUCGAGAUGAUGUAUCAUCAAAACUUGGACUAGAUUUGAAGAAUGUUCGAGCAGUACACAUUUCAAAUCCGAAGACCUUGGAGUUCCAAGUGGCCAGAACCACCCUCAUUUCUGGAUUGCUGAAGACACUUGCUGCAAAUAAAAAAAUGCCUCUCCCUAUGAAGCUGUUUGAGGUGUCUGACGUAGUGCUGAAAGAUGAAACCUCUGAGGUAGGUGCUAGAAACGAAAGGCGGCUUUGUGCUGUAUACUCCAAUAAAAAUUCAGGAUUCGAAAUAAUUCACGGUCUUUUGGACCGGGUAAUGCAGUUAUUAGAAGUACCUUGGGAUUUGCAUAAAUCUGGAGUGGGAUAUCAUCUGAAAGCAGCUGAUGAUCCUUCAUUUUUCCCAAAGAGAUGUGCUCAGGUAAUUGUCAAUGGAAACAUCAUUGGAAAACUGGGCAUCUUACAUCCUGAUGUAACAACGAAAUUUGAAUUGACACUACCUGUAUCAUGUCUAGAGAUGAAUGUAGAACCAUUUUUAUGACAGCAAAGAUAGUCCAGUAAGAUCACUGCAAUUUUACAGUGUGAUUCCUUACAGCAUGUUAUCUGAUAAGUGAUAUACAUUAUUCUGUUAUUUAUAUUUGGUAAAUAAAAGAGUCCAGAUACUUUUAA
Molecule: messenger RNA, 2032 nt
Organism: Schistocerca cancellata (South American locust)
Lineage: Eukaryota; Metazoa; Arthropoda; Insecta; Orthoptera; Acrididae
Gene: beta-PheRS
Product: phenylalanine--tRNA ligase beta subunit
Exons: 12
Coding region: 123-1904 (593 amino acids)
Biological process (GO): phenylalanyl-tRNA aminoacylation
Cellular component (GO): phenylalanine-tRNA ligase complex; cytoplasm
Molecular function (GO): RNA binding; magnesium ion binding; ATP binding
Source: RefSeq, a predicted model, not a curated record